Messenger RNA from Benincasa hispida (wax gourd), 2404 nucleotides. Its product is annotated as cyclin-dependent kinase C-2 C-like. Gene Ontology annotation, biological process: positive regulation of transcription elongation by RNA polymerase II; protein phosphorylation. Gene Ontology annotation, molecular function: RNA polymerase II CTD heptapeptide repeat kinase activity; ATP binding. Lineage: Eukaryota; Viridiplantae; Streptophyta; Magnoliopsida; Cucurbitales; Cucurbitaceae. Gene Ontology annotation, cellular component: nucleus; cyclin-dependent protein kinase holoenzyme complex. The record is from RefSeq and is a predicted model, not a curated record.
AGCUGUUGUUGGAUGUAGGGGUCCCAUUCCCCUUCUCCUUUGUUGAGCCCAUUCCCUGAUAGGGGUUUGAUCACCCUUUACAUCGUUUCUCUGAUCGAUGCUGUCGGAUUUGGUGGUUCAUGGGUUGCAUUAGCUCCAAGAACGUAGAUAAAUCGGCAGCAUCACCCAUUUAUAAACAUCAUCGAACAAAACCCACAUCCACUACAUCCGCCACCGUUGUCGCCACCGCAGAGAAUAGUUCUACUGUGACCAUAGACACUUCGGUAGCGACGCUCGAUCAUGAGAAGAAAGGGGAGGAUAAAUCAGAGGAUCGGAGUCGAGAUAUUAAAAAAUCGAAAAAAGGGAGUUCUCAAGGAGGGAAGGGUUCUUUCAAAUUAGGGUUUUCUCAACGAUACAUUCAAGCUGAGCAGGUUGCUGUUGGCUGGCCUUCUUGGCUCAGUAGUGCGGCCGGUGAGGCCGUUCAUGGAUGGGUGCCUCUUCGUGCUGAUUCCUUUGAGAAGUUGGAGAAGAUUGGACAAGGUACAUACAGCAGUGUGUUUCGUGCUCGAGAAGUUGAGACAGGAAGGAUGGUUGCAUUGAAGAAGGUUCGUUUCGACAAUUUUCAACCGGAGAGCAUUAGGUUUAUGGCAAGGGAAAUCAUGAUUUUGCGUAGGCUUGACCACCCAAACAUCAUGCAAUUAGAAGGCAUAAUUACUUCCAAAAUGUCUAGCAGCAUUUACCUUGUAUUUGAAUACAUGGAACAUGAUCUUGCAGGGUUAGUGUCUAGUCCUGAUGUCAAGUUCAGUGAGGCACAGGUUAAGUGUUAUAUGAGACAGCUUCUAUCUGCAAUUGAACAUUGCCACCUUCGGGGUAUAAUGCAUAGAGACAUUAAAGCAUCUAAUAUUUUGGUAAACAAUGAAGGAAUUCUAAAGUUAGCAGAUUUCGGAUUAGCAAAUGUCAUAAACUCAAGAAACAAGCAAGUGCUAACAAGUCGAGUGGUGACAUUAUGGUAUCGCCCACCUGAGCUACUGAUGGGUUCAACAGAUUACGGAUUAACAGUGGACCUCUGGAGCAUAGGAUGUGUAUUUGCAGAACUGCAUCUGGGAAAACCCUUUCUUAAAGGAAGAACCGAGGUUGAACAAUUGCAUAAGAUAUUCAAACUUUGCGGCUCUCCAUCUGAAGAGUUCUGGAAAAAAACAAAGCUUCCUCAUGCAGCUAUGUUCAGACCCCAACAUGCAUAUGAAAGUUCUCUACAUGAAAAGUGCAAAGAAUUUGCACCCUCCGCAGUUAGCUUAUUAGAAAUUUUUCUUUCCAUUGAACCUUACAAGCGUGGGACUGCCUCAUCUGCUCUCAUGUCUGAGUAUUUCAAGAUGAAGCCAUAUGCUUGUGAUCCAUCUAUCUUACCCAAAUAUCCACCAAACAAAGAAAUGGAUGCCAAAAAUCGUGAAGAUGCACGAAGAAAGAGGGCAAAUGCAAGAGCAAAAGAGACAGGGGCAACACAAAGGCCUAGAAGAGUCCAAAGAAAUUUUCAAGAAUUCAAUAGCCAUAAAGUGCCAAUCAAAGAGAAAGCAGAAGAAAACAUUCAACCUUCUCGGCGGAAUGGCAGCAAUGUUGCGAAUCUUCUUGACGGGACAUCAGAGGCUUCCCAGGCCGCAACUGCACCAAAUCAAAGAGGAGAUAGUGCAUUCACAGCCCCAAUACCAGUCUCAGCAUCUAGUGGCUUUGCUUGGGUAAAGAAACGUAAAGAGGAAGCUACAUCUACAAUAUCAGAUGGUCUUAAGAGCCAAAUAAGUGCUCUGGAUCCAUCUUUUGCAAAUUACACCUUCAAAUUAACAAAAAAACAGAAUGGACACACAAACAUUCCAGUCAGUUCAGGUGCGCAAGACUAUGAAAUUCGAAAGCAACAAAGAAGAAAACAUGAUUUUCCCGAGUUUUUUGAUGCAUCCGAAGCAUACCCAUUCUUGGAUAUGUCCAAUGAACUAUAUCCAAAACUGCCAUCCAACGCUACAACCAAUCUCGACAACAAUGAUACAGAAUCACACAUUGAAUUCUCAGAUCCUCUGUUAACACAACCCCAUAGAAUAGAUGAACUCCUGCAAAAAGAUGAAAUUCACAUUCGACGAGUGGCUCGAAAAUCCAGAUUCGAAAGAGAUAAAUGAUUCGUUCAUUAUCCGAUGCAAUAGUCAGAUGAUAGACGUACAUAUAAAACCAUACUUAGCAGUGGCAAUUCCGAGACCUGCAUCCACAGUGGAGCUCAGAUUGGCAAUUGCAACCCGACAACAAAAACAAGCUAAAAGAAGCAUAAAAAGAAUAAGCUUCUACAAAUAUACAUACAUUUAUUUGAGAUAUUCAGAAAAGUUGAAUGAAAAAUACCGUCGGAUGCAAUUGAUCAAUUUUUUGAAACGUGAUCAUUUAAAAAAAUAUA